Molecule: messenger RNA, 675 nt
Organism: Fomitopsis serialis
Lineage: Eukaryota; Fungi; Basidiomycota; Agaricomycetes; Polyporales; Fomitopsidaceae
Exons: 10
Coding region: 1-675 (224 amino acids)
Source: RefSeq, a predicted model, not a curated record
AUGUCCAACCCUGCCACCAUCUCUGACUGCAAGUGUGUCCUCGUUAUCGGCGCGACCGCCGGGAUAGGCCGCGACCUUGCCCUCGCUAUCCAUGGCUGCCGUCCAAGCCGACCGUCAUCGCGCAGGGAGGCGGCAGAGAGGCUGGACGACUUCGACGUGAACGCGAGCCGUGACGCGCUCAAGAGUGCCGUCCAGGACGUUUACCAGAAAUACCCCGACCUUGAUGCCGUGCUCUUCAAGCCGGAGAGCGUGAACCUCGAGAGAGGAGCUGAACACGAACUACACUCGAUCACCCGCAUGGUGACCUUCUUCCUCCCCCACUUCCUGAAGCUGAGCGUGAGAGAAGGUCGUCCAUCACUCAUGAUCACCGUCACCUCCGGCCUCGCCAUCUUCACCCUAUCCCUCUACACGCAGCUCCGAGACACCAAGGUUAAGGUCAUGGAGAUCUUCCCACCGCUCGUCGAGUCCGAGUUGCAUGACCGUUCGUACUACUCCGAAGUGUCCAAGGGCCUCAAACGUGGAGACGUGGAGAUCCCCGUCGGGAUGGUAAAGCAGCAGUGGGAGACGUUCGAGAGCGGCAAGCUCGAAAAGGUCCAGAAUACCAUGAAGCUUUUUCGAAGUAGGCGCAGACGAUAUGUGCCGGGCAACCGGCAAAUCCGGAGAAGUGAAUACUAG